AUUUGUGGUUUACAUUGUUGGCUAUUUAUCUUGUUAUCGAGGAUGGCAUUUUUCCCAUCGCGGACAGAGCAAGGCCUAACGUUCAGGACUACCAGUAUUGUGGAUCGAAUACCGCCAUUAUCGCUGUUCUAACCUUACUUCUCGGAGGA
This is a messenger RNA of Acaulospora morrowiae, 149 nucleotides long. Lineage: Eukaryota; Fungi; Glomeromycota; Glomeromycetes; Diversisporales; Acaulosporaceae. The record is from the annotation of a GenBank genome assembly.